Molecule: messenger RNA, 9106 nt
Organism: Doryrhamphus excisus (bluestripe pipefish)
Lineage: Eukaryota; Metazoa; Chordata; Actinopteri; Syngnathiformes; Syngnathidae
Gene: lmtk3
Product: lemur tyrosine kinase 3
Biological process (GO): protein phosphorylation
Molecular function (GO): protein kinase activity; ATP binding
Source: RefSeq, a predicted model, not a curated record
GAUUAGAGGAGGAGGAGGUGGAGGAGGAGGAGGAGGCGCGCAACGAGGAAGGCUCUUUUAUUCCAGCGAAGGAAGACGAGGGAGAGGAAAGGAGGACGGAAACGGCGGGGAGGACCGGAGACAGGAGGACACCGAUGCUGUUGUUGUUGUUGAUGCGACGAUGCGGCCACACUGCUGGGUGAUGGUGGCUCUGGCAGGGGUCAUGUCGUACAUCAGCCCGGACAGAGCGCUCGGAGCCCCGCAGAGGGAAGUUUCCCAGAGCAGGACCGCCUCCCUGUCGCCGCCGCCGUACGUCGUCAUCCUCAUCUCGUGCUCGGGGCUCGUCUCCUUCGUCCUGCUGCUCCUCACCUGCCUGUGCUGCAAGAGAGGGGGGGUGGGCUUCAAUGAGUUUGACAAUGCCGAUGGGGAGGAGUGUUCUGGGGGGUCCAGUCCAAUCCAGGAGGACAGCCUGUCAUCGUGCCCCUCCCUCCCUGAGGUCUACACCCUGCCCGUCAGAGAGAGGCACAACUGCGCCGCCCUACGGGAUGGAGGAGACCCCAAGUCUGUGUGCUUCAAAAGGCACACCUUGAACUACCUGCAGGAGAUUGGAAAUGGCUGGUUUGGAAAAGUGAUCCUGGCCGAGGUCUUAUGCGACUGCAGCUCCUCGCAGGUGGUGGUGAAGGAGUUGCGUGUCGGCGCCAGCCCGCUGGAGCAGAGGAAGUUCUUGGCCGAGUCGGAGCCCUACAGGAGCCUGAAACAUCCCAACGUCCUUCAGUGUUUGGGCCAGUGCAGUGAAAACAUCCCUUUUCUCCUGGUGAUGGAAUUCUGUCAGCUGGGUGAUCUCAAAAGGUACCUGCGAGCCCAACGCAAGUCCGAUGGAAUGACCCCCGACCUCCCGACCCGGGAUCUGUUGACGCUGCAGCGAAUGGCCUUUGAGAUCACGUCAGGCCUGCUGCACCUUCACGACAACAACUACAUCCACAGCGAUCUGGCUCUAAGAAACUGCCUGCUGACCUCCGACCUCACCGUGAGGAUAGGCGACUACGGACUCUCACACAACCAAUAUAAGGAGGACUAUUACCUAACCCCGGACAAGUUAUGGAUUCCCCUGCGCUGGAUCGCCCCAGAGCUCCUGGAAGAGUACCGAGGAGCUCUGAUUGUAACGGACCAAACCAAGACCAGCAACGUGUGGUCUCUGGGUGUGGUCAUAUGGGAGCUCUUUGAGUUCGGCUCUCAGCCCCACCGACACCUGAGUGACGAAGAGGUCCUGACGUUUGUCAUCAGGGAGCGACAGAUCACUCUGGCCCAGCCGAGACUCAAACUCUCCCACGCGGAUUACUGGUAUGAGAUCAUGCAGUCCUGCUGGCUACCUCCAUCUCAGCGCCCGUCAGUCGCAGAGGUAUUCCUCCUCCUCUCCUCCCUGCUGGCCGCCGAGCGGGGAACGUCGAGGGGGAGCGAGGAUGAAGACGACGAGGAGUACGAAGAGGCCCGAGGGAGAAGGGGCGAGAGCGACGAGUCCUUUGAAAGACGCUGGGACUUGCUCCGCCCACCCGCCUUCCAGGCCGCAGCGCACGAGCGGCAAAGGGAGCGAGAGGACCGGCACUGUUCCUACCCCUUGCUGGACCCCGUGGGCACCCGGGGCACGCAUUCAUCGUCCGAACUGGACGACAUCCUGACCGUGACUGAAACCAGCAAGGGUCUGAACUUUGAGUAUUUCUGGGAGAAGGCCCACGCCAGGCGUGGCUACAAGCCCCUCGCCCCCGCUCAACCCAUCCCGACCGCCAACAACAACAACCACAGGCAGUCCUUGGACACGCCCACCGUGGUCCCGGUCAUCAGCGCACGGAGCCCCUCCCUCGCCAGCGAGUACUACAUCCGAUUAGAGGAGCACACUCCCCAGGACAAGUCCCCGACUCUGAAAGGGAAGAGCCAGUCUUGCAGGUCUGACUCCAUCUGCCCCGGAGACAUGGAGCUUGUGGAAAUCCGGAGCGGCAUGCUGGGAAAAGAGCGAGUACCCUAUUGUUCCUCGGACAGGUGCGCAGGUGGGAAAGGCAUCCAGAUGGUGCGAUCGAGCGAGGUUAAACUCCAGGUGCCCAAUACGGGCGUGGCCGAAUUCAGGGACGCUUCCAGCAGAGUGACCGACUUCUCUGUCAUCAAUUUAGGGGAGGACGACCAAGAGGAGAAGAACUCUGACAAGAAACCACCCGCGAGUUCUCAAGCUCCGGUCCUUCCUCCCAAGCCCCGCUCCAUGUCCAUGUCCUCGGCCAACCACCUUCACUCGCGCCCGCUGCCGGCACCCCCCCUUGGCUACAGAGGACUUCCCCACUACAACAUGAGUGGUAAAAUCCAGACCGAUCCCCUUCAGAUGAACAGCUGCCCACCUUCGAGCUACGGUCACUUGGGGCUCCAUCGCUCUCGACAGACUUUACCUCCGUCUCCGUCCCUGUCCCCGUCUCUGCCCCCAUCCAGUCACCCCGUUUACCCCGCCCCUCAAAUGUACCCGCCGCCUCUCCCUCCCCACGCCAAACAAAGAACCUGCCCGAGCUACAACUCGGACUCUUACUCCAGAUACAGCAGCAGAUCCAAGAGAGACCCGCUAUCCUGUGACCUCGGCGCCAGACACGGAACCCACAGCUCCAAGGACGCCCGUGGGAAAGACUUUGACUCACCCGUUCGCAGAGAAAACCCCUUGCGGCCCAUCUAUCGCAAUAUACCUCGGUCUCAGCCCCGGACGGACGGGCAGUCCUCGUCCAGUCCCACCUACUCGGACGAGGACGAUUCCCCCUUCAUGUCGCCCGAGAAACAAAGCACUAGCGUCACUUAUUCCAGCCUGUCCAAGGAUGCGGAUCCGGCCGCCGCAGGCCUCUUCUCCAGGGGAAUGAAGAGAACGCAGUCACGCCUCGACACCAUCCUGCCGGCCAUUUGGAAGGAAGAUGCACAACUUCAGGCGGAACGCGUGGCCGCCGCCAAGAAGUCCCCCAUGCACCUGUUCCUAACCGAAAUAUCUACCGUGGCCGAGGCGCGCGAGGGCAAUUCCGACAUUCCAUGGGAGAAGGCCAAGAAAGGAGACGGAGAGAGAUCCAAAGACUUUGUGUUGCUCAACAAAGGGAUGCGGCGCUCCCAGUCCCUGAUCACAGAGCUAGGCUCGGCGGGGCAGUCAUGGGGGGCCGAGAACUACAGCACAGGGAUGGAGAAGGACUUCACGGCUGCUGAGGAAUCAUUCCAGGGGGAUCUCUUUCUGACCGAGAUCGAUACGGACACGGAUCUGAAUGGAGGUUCGGGAAGUGAUCCCGUGAAAUACCUUUACCCUUCAGGGUCAAGGUCGCGGCCGUACAUCUGUGAUCCAGACCUUCCCAAAUCCACCGAUGCGGAAGACCCUCACUCCACGGGUAUCAGAAGGUCACACUCGCUCCUCUCCGAGACCACCAGAGGGAAGGCAGAGUGUGAACCACAACAGACUGAGACGGAUCAACAGAGAACGGAAAUGACCAGGGAAGAGUUCCUGAAGGAGAUCCAAUCGGCAGAGACCUUUCUGACUGAAAUCAUAUCGAGGCAACAUCCACCCGCAGGCAGGAAAGAAGGAGAAUCAUCUCCUACCCUCCUCUCACCCGAAUAUGAGUCCAUAUGCAUGGACCCAAACACCGCCCAGACCAUCCAGUUCCAGUCGGAGAGUUCCAUGCGCUCAUCCGGCAGAGGAAAGGACGAGCCGCAAACGGAAGCCAUCUAUGCCCAGGUGACCAAGCGGGCUAAAAAGAGUGAGAUCAAAGUUUCUACCAGACCCGAGAUCCCAGUCCUCCAUAUAGGAUCAGCCAUUAAACAGGAGAACCAAGGAAGUAAUGCGGACCAUUGCCGGUCCGGGGACUACGUCUUUGCGGAAAUCAUGCCCAAGAACGGUUUACUACACAACGAAACGCUUACGUCAUGUCAGAAGGACGACGAGUCCUUUGAUGGACCUGCUUUACCUGCGAGAGGAGAAGACCAAGCCAGAGAUCUUGAUGUGUCACUCAUCAUGAAUAGUCCAAAGACUUCCCUAAUCCAGAACGGGCUAGAGAGGGAUGACGAGGGUAAGGACAACACCGAUCGAGGAGCAGCUGAUUCAGAUCUCUCAAAAGGCGGCGGCGUUCCCAAGACUGAGCCGGAAAGGAAGCUUUCAUCCCAACACAAUGAGAGCGUCCAAGAAGAAGCUACCGCCACUCCGACAACUCCGGACUGGGAUGCAUCCGCUGACGUUUCCCUGGUCACCCCCACCGACUCUGUCCUGUCACCGACCACGUCCAGCUCCGCAGACUGCCUCACCCCGAGCGACUCCUGGACUGGAGGGGGGGGCGCUGGCUGGCGAGCUCUGGGAAACGAAACGCCGCACCGGGACUCGGCUUAUUUCUCAGACAGUGACUGGGAAGGGGAUGGCAUGAGCAGGAGAAACACGGAUGGACUUGGCGGGUCCAGGCCGAGCAGCGGACGAGGGGGGGACAGGGGAACGCUGACUGGGAUUGAGGAAAAAACCGAAACAGAAGAAGAGGCUGAGGUGGAACACAAGCGGACGUUGGAAAACCGCAUAGAGACGUCUGAGAAGAGGACAUCAUUGGAAAAUACUUCCGAUGCCACACACGUUCCGAGCAAAGGAUUCCAGCCAGGGAAGCGGGACGAUUCUGGCAUUUUUCUGAAUGGUCAGAAAUCCUCCCAACAGUUUGAUGGUCCUCAAACCAAAGACCGUGUUGACUUUAUCGAUACAUUGUUUUCCAAACUGGAGGAUGAGCCUCCAAAGAGCCUGCCACAUCGCCAUGGCGAUGCAAAAGACCGCCACUACGCAGAUGACAUCGUUUCUCAUGUCACAGACUGCAAAUACCUGGACAUGACGCUAUCCGCAUCGGGAAGACCCUACAGCAAGGAAUAUAUGCACAUGGAAAACCACUCUUCUCUAGAAUCUCCCGGAAGCAACACAGACUCCAAAUCGUCUGAACUGUGGGUCGAUCCCACCAACAAGGAAACCCCGUCAUUUGUAGAUUCCAGCGUAGGGAAUUCCAACGUAGGGAAUUCCAGCAUAGGGAAUUCCGUAGACGAUCAAGUCAGUUUACGGUUUGCCUCCCGGAUUGAGGAAGGUGCUGAGAGAAGUUUUAAGGUGCCUGAGCUGGAGAUGCACAACACAGACGGCAAUCACCUGCAAUGCUUGGACGGAGUGACCUCUGACCUCUGUCAGGGGUCACCUCCGACAGGAUCCGGUGGGGGUGGGGUGGAGGAGAAAGAAGACCAAAGGACCGGUCAUCCAUCGCAAUCAAGUGACUCACACUUGUGGUCGGGCGAAAACGACCAGUGGGCCUCUCCGGAAAAGAGGUGCCAGGAUGAUGGAGCAGACUCUGGGUUCCGCAACCAAGUUUGGGAGGCAGGAGAGCAUCUCGGUGCCGGUCAGGAGAUUUGGGAAGCUGAGGGAAAUGAUGAAUUUGCCGGAAGUGAACCUCACCCUGCUGCGUUGGAGAGCUGUGAGGAACCAUGGAAGAACGAAAAGCAGCGACUGAAUGGAAGUCUGUCGGCGAAGGAAAACACUCAGCCGGAUGGGGUGAACAUCCAGCAGGUGGAGAAUGUGGAGAACCUUCUCGAAAGUGACAGAGUUGAUGCAGAAAUGGAAAUUCCAGCGACUGAAGUGGAGAAUAUGGAAAUCCCAGAUCCAGAGGUUUUUGACAAAGUCAAGAAGCACCCUUGGUCGUGCGUGACAGGGUCGGAGGAGAAUCAAAAUUUUAACAUCUGGCCUCAGGAGGAGGACCUGCCACCAUCUGAGGAGAACCCAGACCAGGAAAACCUGGACUCUGACUUACCUAGCGAGGCUGAAAUGAGUCCGUGCGGUGCAGAGCGCCACACGGACGAAAGCGUGAGCAUGGAAAAGGAAGAAGAGGACUCACCAGUGGACAACUUCAGCUCGGUGGAUUUCCCCAGUCCUCCUCCGAGCAUAGACCUGGACGUGCAGGAUGACAAACUGGAGAGUUUAGAUGACUCUUUUCCUAGUCCUCCACCAUCUGUUUCCGAGGCUGAGGAGUUUGGUACCAGCGGUCUGGAAGCGGACGUGAUGCCCAUGACGCAUAUAACGGUAGACGGCGAGAGCAACCUCACCUCCGACACAGGAGGUCUGGAUGAUGCCGACCAAACACCGACGCCGGUCCAUAGCCUGCCAGAGUUACUCAUUUCCGAGUGGAAAGAUCUGGACGAGGAGGCCUUGGAGGAUUUUGAAAAAUUGGAACAACUGUGCCGUAUAUCCGGGGACGAGGGCGAAACCCUGGGCGACAUUUUCCUGGAGAACCUGGAGCUUUUGGAGUCCCUGAAGAAAACCCCUGAUCAAAAAGACGGCAAAUGUGGAGAGGAGAUAUGUAACUUGGGGGCAGAUUUGGGAGAAGAAGGAAGCCCUUCCUCAGACGAAGAGGAUGGGAAUGAUGCACCGUGCCCACCCGGACAGACGCCAGAGCCCAAGGACCAGGAUUGCCUUUCCAAGACGACCACCAAGAACGGCCUGAAGAUGCAGGUGUGCCAGGAACGGCUGCAGUUCUCCCUGAGUGAAAAUGUGAAGACCAACGUGCUUUGGGGGGCCACGGUUAAGGACAGCGUCACGCUGCGGCCCUGGGGGGAGGAGGCCGCUGAGGACUGCUGCCAGGCAGAUGCUGAGGAGCAACAAAACCAGGAUGGAAGCCAAACGCCGCAGGAAGGCGUGUCCAAGGCGGAGUGUGAGGAAGCUAAACCGGAGCCGCUCGCUGCGAUCGAACAACCCGAGGUGACGACGACGCCGCAGACGACGGCGCACCAGGCAAUCAAAGCUAAAGUCGCUCGUCUGUCUCUGGCCCUCCCGCCGCUCGCCCUGGCUCUCCCCGUCGCCUCCGCCGGCAAGGACGGCGCCAUCGGGAGCCGGAUCGGAAGACGGAGAGGUUUGCUCCCGGGAAGCGAUCCCGAAGACGAAGAGGAAGACGAGGCGGAGGACGAGAGUUCCCGGAGAGUCAUCGUUGUCACAGAGACGGACGUGGACAAACGCGUGGGCCUGAGGAGCCUCCUCAAGUCACCCAAGGAACCGCUGGACCGGGGGCGGGACAGAGGGAGGAACGUGUCCUUUUUUGAUGAUGUCACCAUUUAUCUGUUUGAUCAGGAAACUCCAACCAAGGAACUGAGCGCUCCAGCGCCCGCCAGUCAGGCUGCAGUGUCCGUCAAAAACACCAAGUUGGAUUUUCAUGCGUCCAAAAGCAAAGAUUCCAAACGCAAAGAGGAUUCCUCGGUCAAAGCGAGAGCACCCGGAGGCGGGACCAACUUAGUGACGUCAUCGCGCUUCACCGUGAGCCCCGCCAAGGACCCCCACUUGGCGUGAAUCUUUUAGAGAUGAACCCUCUGAGACUUUCAAUGGACCCCAGCAACAACCAGCCGUUCACCCAGAGGCUAUUUUUCUAUUGGACGGUGAAAGAGGAAGAAAACCCACCUGGACCCGGUCCAGGUUAGACCAGCUACACUGUUUACAGAGUUUAUUCUAGCAUCUUUGAGGACAACCAGGAGGUACGUGGACAUUGUUUGGACUAGCUAUGCAGCGGGAGUCUUGCUGGACGCCAGCGUGCUCCCUUCUGCUUUCUCUUGUAUGCCCCCCCCCCAGACAUGUGGGGGGGCUACUUCUGUUGUUCUUUCUUUUGAAAUCACACGUAGGCUUCUCCUGGUCGACGCCUUUUCACGGCAGUUGGUGGUUCUUGUCACCAGACGUCAACAUUUGUACAAAUCGCCAUCAGUGACAGCAUUUUAGCGCUCUUUGCUUUCACAUUCUCACAAUCCGGGAAGACGUUUCACCUGGCAUCCCGGCAGGCUUCAUCGCUUCAUGCUCUCAAAGACUAGAUAGGACGGCUCAAGUCUCUGGUGAUGCUGCGGGAUCGGGAUCCAAAGUUUUUGUUCUCUAAGGGAGAGACACAUUGAGGUAGAGGAUCAAGGACUAGAUAGGACAUCUCUAGUCUGAGCGUUAGGAUCCAAAGUUUUUAUCCUCUAAGCUAGAAACAAAGUUAAGGUAGAGGAUCCGACCCAUCCCCCAGACUAGAGCUGUCCUAUCUGGUCCUUGAGCAUGAACUGAUCCAUAGUUUUACUCCUCUUAAGGUCGAGGAUAAACGCCCACCAUCCCUUCACAACUGGAGCUGUCCUAUCUGGUCUUUGGGCAUGAACUGAUGAAGCCGGCUGGCAUGAGAGGCAAAACGUUUUCCAAGAAAAACAACCGGAAGAAUCCGGUCGUGAUGGCUUCAACGACGUGGAUGAAUGAGAAUAUAUUUUACUUUCUGAUUGGUUCCCAUUAGACUGCAUGAAAAGCGAAGCAACUCGUUUCUUUCUACUUUUGACGCUGGCCGACGACGUCCAAACACAUCACAGAAAUGAUCCAAGACCAGAAACACAUCAGGUCUAGCACCCCCAUCAGCCUGGUGGGGGGUUCUGGGUAACCUGACAGACUUCCUUUUUGUUUCCGUGAACUCCCAGCAUUCCCGUCAUGCAGCUCUUUUUGGGGCUUUGUUUGUUUGACAUGUGCAGCAUUUCUCUCUUGCAUUUGUUUGGAUCUGCAGCGUUGAUUUUGUUUUAUGUGUUUUGGGUUUUGGAUCAUGUAUGUGUUGGACUCGGCACCCUACUUUUUAGUUCUUAGAAGCUGUCACUUUUAGAUUGAUUUAUUUAUGUAUUUCUUAGAUUUUUGGACAUACAUUCUGUAAGAUCUUCAUGACAAAUAAAGCAAAAUAUUUUCCCAGAUGUCUUAAUUGCUCAAAAAAUAGUAUUUUGUUUAAUUUUACCUGUCAAUAUAUGCCGGUCUGUAUGAAAGUUUGUCCUGUAUGGGUUCUUUUAUUUAUUUUUUUUGUAUUAUGUUAGCUGUGUUGUCAUUCUUUUCAAGGCAGUCAGUGUAACUUAGCAUGGAACUUUGAAAACAGCUUCUCAUGGGUAAAUAACUUAUUUAUUUUGCUGUAUUUAUUAGUUUGAUGAUUUAUUUUCUACCAAUAACAGUCCAUCAUGCAGUCAAGGUCCAAAUAGUCCGUUUGUUUAGUCUAAGUGUUAACGGGUUAAAAACCUGUAUUGUUUUAAGAAUUGUUUUCAAGGGGUAAUGUAAAGAAAAAGGGGGUGAGAAAUAAAAACGACAAAAUGUGAAUUUCCA